ACAGCUGAGCCGCAGCAGCAGCAGCUCAAUGCGUCUGUUCGCCUGUGUCCUCGCAGCGUUUCCACUCGGAACUGUCUCAACUUCCACAACAUGGGCGACAAGAAGAGUCCCACCAGGCCGAAGCGGCAGUCCAAGCCCCCCGCAGACGAUGCGCACUGGGACUGCAGCGUGUGCACGUUCAGGAACAGCGCCGAGGCGUUCAAGUGCACGAUGUGUGACGUCAGGAAGGGCACGUCAACACGAAAACCACGGCCGGUUUCUCAGCUGGUUACACAGCAAGCAAAUCAACAGUUUGCACCACCCACACUGCCAAAAAAGGACAAGAAAGAGAAAUCAGAGAAAGACAAGAGCGAUAAAGAACCAACACUGAAAAAGAAAAGCAAUAAAAAGAUCAGGCCAAGGUUAAAAAACAUAGACAGGAGCAGCGCCCAGCAUUUAGAGGUCACAGUUGGAGAUCUGACUGUAAUAAUCACAGACUUUAAGGAGAAAGCCAAACCCACACCCACUUCUACAAAUGCUGCCUCCGCAGACCAACACAGUCAAAGUGGCUCAAGCUCUGAUAACACUGAACAAGGUGUCUCCAGAUGCUCCUCACCCCGGGGAGAAGGCUCGUUGGUCAACGGAGAGACUCACUAACCCUUCACACUCCCAGUCAGCACAAGUGAUUCUUCUGCACUCUCAACAGCCUCAACCAGAGAUUAAACUUCAUGCACAUUUUUUUUUAGAAUACUUAAAAAGCCAGUACGAUAGCAUUUACUUCCAUCUGAGGUUGUAUUUUUCACUGCCUUCCCAUAUGGAUUCAGGAUAUCAGAACUGUAACAGAAAAGCUGAUGAUGAUGAACAGAUUUGGGGAUGGAGUUUGGAUGUGGAUGAAGUAAUGGAUGUUGGUGGAGCUGUAGCACAUGAUGUGGUCUGGGGACUUUCCCUCUCCCACCUCAGAGUUAUGUUAGCAUCACACUCGGGCCUCAUUCAGACUUGGUUAUAUCUUCUGUUACAGGUGAUCUGAUCACAACUGGACAGCUCAAUGUUCAGUUUUGAAUGCGGUUAGACCACAUUCCUUUAGCAGUGUGAACGUAAAUGUCUCCUGAGCCAUGUUGACGGACCACCUACUCAGUUUGCGUCCUCUGACCCGCUACAGCUUCACAAUGAAUUGAAAGAAUUUUUGCACUUUUCAAGCUGUUUAUAGACACAAUCUCCUCAAAAUGUCCCGGAAAUUGGGUUCAGAAAAUUACCGGGGUUUUCCUUUUGCAUGUGAAGAAUGCAGCAGGAGAUAAUCUGGGUCAAAUGCGUUCACAACAACAUGGACAUUUCGGGAACAUACAGGUAGGGGUGGCACCUUGGAAGAGCCUGCAGUAGUGGGGCUUGACAUAUAUUCUGCUGCAAAAAGCUCAGUGAUCUUGUUUAUAGCACAACCAAGCCAGCGUUGGCCUUUACAACCAAAAGCUCUCAAAUCUCAUUGCUUGUCCAAGUUGACAUCUUUGUUAGCGUCUUCUUAUUCUCAUCUUUUUCAUCCUCAGGUUUUUGUAUUCUUCCAGUUUUGUUCUGUUGCGUGUUAGAAACGUCUUCGACAUGCCCAAAUGCUCGCUGUGAACUUUCCCCUGCUGUAUCCUCACAUGAGCUCACUCUGAUAUUCUACUGGGGGGCUGGCAGGAAAAGUUCCAGAAAAUGUCUAGAGCAACUUACUUAGACAUUUAUGUUCUCACAGCCCCUCUGGAAGAUUUCAGGAAAAGACACAUCUGUUUAGUCAGAGUGGUCGGAAACAACAUGAUUUGGUCUUUAGAAAUAGAAAUUACAUGUUUGUAUUUGCAUAUAGAGCAGGGAGGUGAAAUCUGGUAUGAAAGUUGUCUCUGGAGACACAUGAAGAUGCAUUCUAUAGUCAGGUAUGAACUGACGUCCUCAGAGCCGUCCACUUGUGAUCAGAUCUCUGAGACGCAGGUUAAAUCCCAAUCUGAACAGGGCCUUGGUUUGUCGUUGCUGAUGAGAAUAAGUGAUGCAUUGUGAAAGAAAAUGUGAAGAAGUCCUCGGAGAAUUGUAGUUUAUCCUUGAAUUUUGUUAUUAAUUGCACUUAAUGGCAUCCUGUGUUCAUGAUAACACGUCUUAGCAUUAUUUCCACUUUGCCAUUAACAGUAAUUCAUAACACUGUUUGUUACUAGCCUUAUCCAGCUCUCAUUUUAUGACAUGGAUGCAAUAAUUGUUUCACUGUCCAACAUUUGAGUAAAGAUAUUGAACUGUUGUUCUAAGUAUGCUUCUCUUUCACUUUGUAGAGUUGAGCAUGAUGUAAUCCAUAGAAUGAUUUAUAUUGUACAAUACUGUUGAAUAAAAUAAGCUGUAGAUACUUG
This is a messenger RNA of Limanda limanda (common dab), 2339 nucleotides long. Its product is annotated as YY1-associated factor 2-like. The record is from RefSeq and is a predicted model, not a curated record. Gene Ontology annotation, molecular function: transcription coregulator activity; DNA binding. Gene Ontology annotation, cellular component: nucleus. Gene Ontology annotation, biological process: positive regulation of DNA-templated transcription. Bases 91 to 636 code for a protein of 181 amino acids. The transcript has 4 exons. NCBI's taxonomy places the organism in Eukaryota, Metazoa, Chordata, Actinopteri, Pleuronectiformes, Pleuronectidae.